AUGCGAAACUUGGUGAGGACAGAAUUAACGUAUCACGUUUCAGACGGUCUAUUUCGGUCAACUGGGCAGAAACUCCCUGAAGGAAUUCGUCAGGCACGUUCUGUUAGCAGUCAUGAUGAAAGCCCUUGCAACGAAAGUGAACUGGCGAGGCGUUCACGCAAAACAAAGAAUUUCAGGCACGACCUCAGCCCAUGCUAUAGUCG
Messenger RNA from Dicrocoelium dendriticum, 203 nucleotides. The record is from the annotation of a GenBank genome assembly. Lineage: Eukaryota; Metazoa; Platyhelminthes; Trematoda; Plagiorchiida; Dicrocoeliidae.